AUGAAUGAUACAUUGGAGGAUGAAAAUGGGGAGUACAAUACAUCUCAGAUAUGUGAUGAGAUACCUAAAGAUUAUAUGAUGGUAUUUACAUUAAUUACAACAUGUAUAUCAUUAGCAGGAGUUGGAAGUAAUAUAUUUUUAUUAUAUAUACUUUUACGUAAAAGCAAUACAAUAUCUUUCUUGUAUUAUGUUAUUCUCGCAAUUCUUGACCUUCUUCUGAAUAUAUUUUAUCUUAUAUCAUUUUGUACAAGAAGAGCUUCUCAAUAUUUUGAAUUAUCAUAUACUUAUCAAUUGGUUACAAGUACCGAUCUAUUUUUAUAUGUAAUAGGAAAAAUUAUUCAGAUGGCAAUACCAUAUAUUUUAAUUGCAGCAACUGCAGAACGUUUAGAAAAAGUAACAAGUUAUAGAGCAACCGCUAAAACAGGAUCUAAACGGAUGUUAAAUGUAUUUUUAAUUCUAUCUAUAGUAAUCUUAAUUAAAUUGCCUCAAUUUGGUGGAUAUGUUCUUGUUCAUAAUGACAAAUGCCCCUACUUUCAAAGCAUCUAUUUGGGACAAUCCGAUUUAGCCUUUCUAGAUUUUUAUCAUUAUCAAGACUUAAUAGUUAAUUUCAUUCAUGUUUUUGUAUCUUUUGUUAUUCUACUUAUUCUUAAUAUUGUAAUAAUUAAAAAAUUACGACGAGGUCAACAAGCAGCUAGAAGACAUAGUACACUUCUUUAUACUACAUUACUUGUUCAGGUAAAAACAUCGCAAAACAUGGUAAUUGAUGAUAAACGUGAAAGAUUACGUUUAAGAAGUGCUGUUAGAACAACAUUUGCAAUAAUUAGCUCAUACUUGGCAUGUAAUGUUCUUAAUUUUUUUCUUUAUAAUUUAGAAAAUUUUUAUAAUGAUAUUUUGUGGGAUGAAAAUAGAAGUUUUAGUGAUUUGUAUACUAUUCUUUCAGAAUUAACAAAUGUAUUCUUUGUCAUUUCAUCAUCAAUACGCCUGUUUAUCUAUUAUAAAUAUAACGAUGAUAUAAGAAACCAAAUAUUAGAAAUUUUCAAUUGCCAUAAACCAACAGCUUUAACAACAAAUUAA
This is a messenger RNA of Strongyloides ratti, 1074 nucleotides long. Its product is annotated as GPCR, rhodopsin-like, 7TM domain-containing protein. The record is from RefSeq and is a predicted model, not a curated record. Gene Ontology annotation, cellular component: membrane. Lineage: Eukaryota; Metazoa; Nematoda; Chromadorea; Rhabditida; Strongyloididae. The transcript is spliced from 6 exons. The coding region runs from base 1 to 1074 and encodes 357 amino acids.